UGAUGAUCAGCAUGUGUUGUUGAUUCAAUUGGAACUUAAUUGUUGUUUUUCAUUCUCGUGUUUGUUAAUUGAUUAAAGUGUUUGGUUUUAAUUUCUUUGGAUUAUGGCUACUUUUAAAGGGACAAGUGAUGUUUCAUUGCCCAAGAUUAAAGAGUAUCUUUCAGAGGAAGCUUUAUAUUGGCAACAUGUCUUAGAACCUCCUAAGGUUGUCAAAGAAAAGGGAAUCAUUGAUAAAUUGGAUUUAAAUACAACCAACAAUGAAUUAUUGGUAACUGCUAGGGAUGGAAUUUCUAUCUACAAUGUUAAUAGUAUGGAAUCAAAGAGAUAUUAUCAAAGUGUUUCUUCUAAAAAAAUGGAUACUCUUCAUUGGGCUUCUUAUCGUAAAGGAGAUUGUAAACUUUUCACCUCAUCAACUGAUUCGGGAAAAGUUAAUAUAUUUGAUAUUGAUAAUAGUAAACCUAUCAGAAUGUUAGGAUUUAAUUCAUCUGAUGGUCAUACCAAUUCUGUUCGUAUAUCUGAGUUUAUCAAUUAUAAUCAAGUGGUCAGUUUUUCUGAUGAUAAACAUAUCAAAAUAUGGGAUAUUACUGAUGGAUCAUUGGUCCAGGAAAUUGGUUUAGAUACAACUCGAAACAUUACACCUCAUCAAGAUUACAUCCGUGCAGGUUGUAUAUUCGACCAGGGGUCACUUUUGAUAGCCUCUGGUUCCUACGAUCAUACAGUCAAAUUAUGGGAUUUAAGGGAAAACUCUCAUAUACCAACUAAUUCAUUCAACCUGAGUAAUCCAGUGGAAUCUGUUAUCACCCGAGGAACUUUCUUAAUUGCUUCAGCUUCAAAAUCAGUCAAGAUUAUCGAUUUAGUUGCUGGUAAAGUGAUAAAAACUUUUCCCACUUUACAUAGUAAAACAAUCACAACUUUAUGUAGUUACAAUGAUUUCUGGUUUACUGGUUCAUUGGAUGGAAUUGUUAAAAUUUUCGAUACCCACUUUUCAUUUGUAACAUCGUUAAGUUUUGUACCCUCCCAAUUGUUAAGUAUCGCUGUCAAUUCCAAAGCUUUUAACGUUGGUGCAACUGAUGGUACUCUUAUUUCGAGGCGUUUCAAGUCCAAAGAAACCGAGGAAAAGGUUAAAGAGGUUCUUAAUGCUCAUAUCGUAAAGAGGCAACAACAACAGCGAUAUUUUCAAUGGCGUCAACCAGAUGACGAUGAUGACGACGCGUUUAAUAAUCAAUUUCCUACAAUGGACGAUGACACUGUGGUGAUUAAAGAAGUUGAAAGAAAAAAGCUUAAUUUAGCCUCGUAUGAUAGAAAGUUAAAAAAAUUUAAUCACACAAAAGCCUUAGACUUGUCACUUGUCCGUUGUGUCAAAAAACCAGGAUUAGUUGUCAGCAUGAUGCAAGAAUUAAAUAGACGAGGAACCCUGAGAGCCGCUCUAUCAGGUCGAGAUGAACAAGGUUUCCGUUGUGUUGCUAAUUUCCUGAUUAAACAUAUUCGUGACCCUCGAUUUAACCGUAUUCUUGUCGAUGUGGCAAUCAUAUUCUGUGACAUUUAUCGUUCAUCCGUUCAAUUUUCACCAAUCCAAUCAGAACUUUUCAAACGAUUAAAAGUCGAAGUCGAAGCCGAAGAAGCUUGUUUAAAGCUAAUGAUGAGUUUAUCAGGCCAAAUAGAUAUGUUGCUUAACAAUUCAUUGUCAAAUUGAUCGAAGAGCUAAAUUAAUAAACUAUUUUUCAUAAUUUAA
Messenger RNA from Panonychus citri (citrus red mite), 1732 nucleotides. RefSeq names its product U3 small nucleolar RNA-associated protein 15 homolog. The coding region runs from base 104 to 1693 and encodes 529 amino acids. The record is from RefSeq and is a predicted model, not a curated record. Gene Ontology annotation, molecular function: protein binding. Gene Ontology annotation, biological process: positive regulation of transcription by RNA polymerase I; rRNA processing. The transcript is spliced from 2 exons. Lineage: Eukaryota; Metazoa; Arthropoda; Arachnida; Trombidiformes; Tetranychidae. Gene Ontology annotation, cellular component: nucleolus.